Molecule: messenger RNA, 1572 nt
Organism: Fragaria vesca subsp. vesca
Lineage: Eukaryota; Viridiplantae; Streptophyta; Magnoliopsida; Rosales; Rosaceae
Product: polyvinylalcohol dehydrogenase-like
Exons: 4
Coding region: 1-1572 (523 amino acids)
Source: RefSeq, a predicted model, not a curated record
AUGGCACCAAGCUCAGGUUUCAAUAUUUGGCCUUCUGCAGAGAAAUACAAGCCUAGUACUCUAGAUUGGCCAAACCAUGGAGGCGACUUGUAUAACAGAAGAUAUGCUAACACGGAGAAGAAGAUAAGCCCUGCAACAGUUUCCAAUCUCAGUGUGAAGUGGAAAUUCUCUGUGGGAGGUGACAUAACUGUAACACCAGCCAUUGCUGAUGGCAUUCUCUACUUCCCAAGCUGGAAUGGAUAUCUUUACGCUGUUAAACAAUCUGAUGGAUCUCUCGUCUGGAAGAAGAAUGUGCAAGAGUUGACAGGCUUCAAUAACACUGGUUUCAUUCUCAAUGUCAACUCCACAGUGACAAGAUCAACCCCAACAAUCGCCGGUGACCUGCUCAUUUGUGGAAUCUAUGGUCCUGCUUUCGUCAUUGCUGUUAAAAGGUCCAAUGGGAAGCUCGUCUGGUCUACCAGGGUUGAUAACCAUACCAGAGCCUUUGUCACCAUGUCUGGAACCUAUUACAAAGGGGGAUAUUAUGUUGGAACAUCGUCGCUAGAAGAAGGCCUGACAAUCGAUCUGUGCUGCACAUUUCGUGGGAGCUUUCUUAAAUUAGAUGUCAGAACAGGAGCAAUCUUGUGGCAGACCUACAUGCUACCAGACAACUUUGGCAAGUUUGGGGAGUAUGCUGGUGCAGCAAUCUGGGGAAGUAGUCCUUCUAUUGAUGUGAAGCGUAACCUUGUCUACAUUGCCACUUCCAACCUGUAUUCAGCUCCUUCGCAUAUAAUUGAAUGCCAGGAGAGGGAAAACAAUCAAACCAUACCUUCACAGCCAGAUGCCUGCAUUGAGCCUGACAACCACUCCGAGUCUAUUGUAGCUCUUGAUUUAGACACUGGCAAAAUCAAAUGGUACAAGCAGCUAGGAGGCUAUGAUUUAUGGUUUGGUGCAUGCCAUCGACAUUUGGACCCAAGGUGCCCACCCGGUCCAAGUCCAGACGCAGAUUUUGGAGAAGCACCAAUGAUGAUUACCACAAAAAUUAAUGGGACUAAGAAAGACAUUGUAGUUGCUGUUCAGAAAAGUGGGUUUGCAUGGGCUCUAGAUCGAGAUACUGGUAGCAUAGUGUGGUCUACGGAAGCUGGACCAGGAGGUCUAGGAGGAGGAGCCAUGUGGGGUGCAGCCACUGAUGAAAAGAGGGUCUAUACUAACAUUGCCAAUAGCCAACAUAAGAACUUCACCCUAAAACCAUCUCAGAACACUACAAUUGCUGGUGGAUGGGUAGCAAUGGAGGCGCGCAGCGGCAAUAUCUUAUGGUCCACGGCCAAUGCUAAUGAUGCUACCUCCCCGGCUGCAGUUACUGUGGCUAAUGGUGUUGUUUUUGGUGGCUCUACUUACAAAGAAGGACCAAUAUAUGCAAUGAAUGCCAAGACAGGAAAGAUUUUGUGGUCGUAUGAUACAGGAGCAACUGUGUAUGGGGGGAUAUCGGUAAGCAACGGAUGCAUCUACCUCGGAAAUGGUUACAAGGUCUUUAAUGGAUUUGUUAACCCAAAUUACACAGCUGGAACCUCGUUCUAUGCCUUCUGUGUUUAA